Messenger RNA from Ilex paraguariensis (yerba mate), 392 nucleotides. NCBI's taxonomy places the organism in Eukaryota, Viridiplantae, Streptophyta, Magnoliopsida, Aquifoliales, Aquifoliaceae. The record is from the annotation of a GenBank genome assembly.
AUGAACAGCCCGAAACAACUCGCCCUUCUCACGGGAGUUUUGCUCAGUUUUGCAGGAAUGGAAAUGUCUGCUGUCCAUGCGCGAGAUGUGAAAAAUCCACAAAAAACUAUCCCAGAGCCAUUUUAUUUCGGCCCUCAUCAUCACGAUCCUUUCUCUUUUAGGAACUUUAGCCAUUGCGAUUGUGAUUCCUCAAAAAGAGAUCCACCUCAUUUCUGGAGGGAUGGAAGCGAUCUCUUUUUCCUCAAAUCGUAUCACUUAGGAUGGGCUGUGCCAAUCAUUGCCGUUUUGAUUGCUUUUGGCGCAAUGGGAGGGGUGAGCACCUGGGCAGCAGGGCCGAGCAAAGGGCUUUUAGCCGCAGCUAGAAAUGGAGACUUACCCCCUUUUUUCACAAG